GGACACGACGACCACCGUGCUCGUCAUGACGGCCACCGUGUCCGACCCGACGACCAUCCCAGCCGACCCGACCACCAUUGUGUCGGACACGACGACCAUCGUCGAUGAUCGUGUCGGACAUGAAGACGGCCGUGCUCUAUACGAUGGCGGUCGUGUUCGACACGACGACGACCGUGUUUGAGACGACGACGGCCGUGUUCGACACGACGUCGGUCACAACGACGGCCGUGCACGACACGACAACGAUCGUGUUCAACGGGCCGGACACGACGACAAGGGUGUUCGACACGACGACGGCAAUGUUCGACACAAUGGCAAUCGUGUUCUACCCGACGACGAUCGUGUUCAACACGGCGACGAUCAUGUUCGACACAACAAGGAUCGUGUUCGACACGACGGCUGUCGUGUUCGACACGACGACGACGCUGUCGGACUCGACGACGAUCUUGUUUGACACGACGACCAGCAUGUCGGACAUGACGACGAUCGUGUUCAACACGAUGACCAUUGUGUUCGACACGACGACGACAGUGUCGACCAUCUUGUUCGACACGACGACCACUGUGGUGGAAGUGUUCGAGAAAACUUGUUGACGUCACUGGUAAACCAGCACUGAACACAGUCGUCCAUGUAGGCUUUACUCUUUGUC
Chara braunii is the source of this 649-nucleotide messenger RNA. NCBI's taxonomy places the organism in Eukaryota, Viridiplantae, Streptophyta, Charophyceae, Charales, Characeae. The record is from the annotation of a GenBank genome assembly.